This is a messenger RNA of Saccharomyces cerevisiae S288C, 1620 nucleotides long. It is a transcript of the gene HEM14, whose product is annotated as oxygen-dependent protoporphyrinogen oxidase. Lineage: Eukaryota; Fungi; Ascomycota; Saccharomycetes; Saccharomycetales; Saccharomycetaceae. The coding region runs from base 1 to 1620 and encodes 539 amino acids. The record is from RefSeq and is marked reviewed. Gene Ontology annotation, cellular component: mitochondrial inner membrane. The transcript has a single exon. Gene Ontology annotation, molecular function: protoporphyrinogen oxidase activity, oxygen as acceptor. Gene Ontology annotation, biological process: porphyrin-containing compound biosynthetic process.
AUGUUAUUACCAUUAACAAAGCUAAAACCGAGAGCAAAAGUUGCUGUUGUAGGGGGUGGCGUUUCUGGACUAUGUUUUACUUAUUUUUUAAGCAAGUUGAGACCGGAUGUUGAAAUCACACUGUUCGAAUCGCAGAACAGAACUGGGGGUUGGAUAUAUUCUUGUAACACAAGAGAUAUGAGUGGGAACCCAAUUAUGUUGGAGAAGGGACCCAGAACAUUGAGGGGCGUAUCAGACGGGACCGUUCUGAUUAUGGAUACCCUUAAAGACUUGGGCAAGGAAGCAGUUAUUCAAAGCAUUGAUAAAGGUUGCAUUGCAGACAAAAAGUUUCUACUAGACCCCAGUGAUAAACUCGUGCAGGUUCCUAAUUCGAUAUCUACAACAGUAAAAUUUCUGCUGAAUCCGUUGGGAAAAGGACUCAUCACGGGUAUGAUGGGAGAAUGGUUCAGAAAAAAAUCUCCACAUCCUGGCCAAGACGAAAGUGUCGAAUCCAUUUGUGACAGAAGGUUUGGGAAUAACUACAUAUCAAACAAUAUGAUCAGUGCCUUACUAAGAGGUAUCUAUGGGGAUGACGUUUCCCUAUUAAGUGCCAAGAGAACGUUUAAGAAAAUAUACUACAAUGAACUAAAGCACGGAUCUAACACACAAGCUAUGAUUGAUAAUAUGCGCGGAAAGUCAAGAAGUAAAAAAACUGAGAACCUGCACCAAUCUUUAACUGGCUGCCUUAACGACUACUCAAAUGCGUUUGGAAAAGACAGGUCAAAGUUAUUAGACUUAUCCAACACGCUAAAGAAAUAUCCCAUGUUGGGUCUUGCUGGGGGACUAGAAACGUUUCCCAAGAUAGUCAGAAAUGCUUUGAACGAAUUUAAAAACGUCAAAAUAGUUACUGGGAACCCGGUUACGCAAAUAAUGAAACGCCCUGCUAACGAAACGACAAUCGGAUUGAAAGCGAAAUCUGGCGACCAAUACGAAACAUUUGACCAUUUAAGACUUACGAUAACACCUCCCAAAAUCGCUAAAUUGCUACCGAAGGAUCAAAAUUCAUUAUCCAAGUUAUUAGAUGAGAUACAAUCAAACACAAUAAUUUUAGUUAAUUAUUAUUUGCCAAACAAAGAUGUAAUAGAUGCCGAUCUACAAGGCUUUGGAUACUUGGUUCCCAAAUCCAAUAAGAAUCCAGGGAAAUUGCUUGGUGUAAUUUUCGAUUCUGUUAUCGAAAGGAAUUUCAAACCACUUUUUGACAAACUCUCCACAAACCCAAACGCCCUCAACAAAUAUACAAAAGUGACUGCGAUGAUAGGAGGUUGUAUGCUCAAUGAACACGGUGUUCCUGUAGUGCCAUCCAGGGAGGUAACCAUUAAUGCAGUCAAAGAUGCGCUGAACAACCACCUCGGCAUCAGUAACAAGGAUCUGGAAGCUGGUCAGUGGGAAUUCACUAUCGCCGAUAGAUGUCUGCCAAGAUUUCAUGUAGGUUAUGACGCAUGGCAAGAAAGAGCUGAAAGGAAGUUGCAAGAAUCUUACGGCCAAACAGUUUCUGUGGGGGGAAUGGGAUUUUCUAGAAGUCCCGGUGUCCCUGACGUUAUUGUAGACGGCUUUAACGACGCCUUACAGCUAAGCAAAUAA